Lentinula edodes (shiitake mushroom) is the source of this 301-nucleotide messenger RNA. RefSeq lists its product as uncharacterized. The transcript has a single exon. The record is from RefSeq and is a predicted model, not a curated record. Bases 23 to 271 code for a protein of 82 amino acids. NCBI's taxonomy places the organism in Eukaryota, Fungi, Basidiomycota, Agaricomycetes, Agaricales, Omphalotaceae.
AAAUCGCGAACAUUCUACUUCGAUGUUGAGCUCUCCGAAGAUUGCAGCAUUGUGCUCAUUUUUCCUUGGAUCUGUUCAAAUCAUCCUCCUUCUUUCCAUCAACAACAUCUUCACCUACUCAACGGCAUUACAAUAUCUUCGGAAAGUUAAUUUCGAUUGGAAUUUCAUUGUUCCUACAGCGAAAUACAUUUACGGUUCUUUGUUACGAAGGCACCAUUUUAUUGAUCACGGUUCGGAUAGGCUCGACAACGAGGAGGAUUCGGAAAUUUGAAUUUAAAAGCUGUUUACAAAAGUCUAAUCA